AUGCCUUGUAAUCGGAAUCGAGUCCGGCGAAAAAUUGGGCUCAGCCGUCUAAGGGAGUAUAGCUACCUUGGGGAAGAGAGUGGGACUUUGGGCGAUGUAAUCGUGACCAAGGCAAACUCCACAGAACCAGGCACAAACGAUCCCCCAACAUUGCCCCCCAAGCUCCAGACUAGAAAGUGUAACGUUCUACCAAAAGCCAAUAGAGUCGAAGGUAUCCCGCUCAGUCGAUCCUUACACCAGGUGCUUGUCGCUGAGUUCGGACGAUAUGCCAGGGAUCGGCUCUUUCAUGCGGCGAACUCUAAAGACAAAUCUCCUCAGUCCAUCAAUCAAACUAUCUUCUCGUCUAUCAGACGAUUCCCGAAGCAAACCACUCCAGCGCCAACAGAAACAGCUGCUGCGACCGCCGAUGACUCCGCGUACGGACUGGUACUGACUUCCGCAUCGUUGAAAUUUGAACCGGGAGCACAGUCAUUACUUAUCGGCCUUGCCACGUACUUAAACAUGACCUCGGCCCCUUCCACGAUGCUUGACGACCAGAGUGUUCAGCACGACGGAGCUAUUGACUCGCCGGCCACUUCACUGGCUGUUUCCUUCUCUGGGAUAGGGUGCAGCAGCAGGAUAUUUAUCAACGUCAUCUCCUUGGUCAUGGAACAGUCUAUAAAGGGGGUGCCAAGGAAUGCUCCAGCACGUCGACGAUUGAAAUCAAGGGGAGCUACGGAAGUCAUUGCACAGAUCGAUUCCACGGACAUUAUACGAGAAUGCGUCUCCAAUGCUUGGGCAACCCUGGAAGCUGGCCAGAGGCAGUGGCUUACACGACGACUGAUGGACUAUCAGGUCGACUGGGCCGACGAAGCAAAGAAAAGCAACUGCCAAAACACGGAAGCGGUAUCAACCCCCAACCGGCUCUGGCACGGCAACCUAAAAACCGUUUGGGAGGAAUUUGUCAUUGCAGUACAAGACAUGAUCCCGGCCUGGAGCCAGUGCUUAGUGCUACGAACCAAGCGCGAACCGAAGAGCUGGGGAGGCAUAUCCUAUACCAUCGAAUCGGCCUCCGAAAAUUUGAAAGGGGAGGAUGUGGUGGUCAAUUUCAUGGGGUCGUCGAGGAGGCAGCAUGAGCAGCUUACUAUCGAUCUGAGGAAUGGCGGGACUUUUACAAGCCUAAUCACAUGGGGGCGAAAUUCGACUCCUGUUAAGGUCAAGGCAAUUGAGUUAUUGCAUGAUCCUCCGCAGCUGAACAGCCGAAAGUUUGCGUGUUUCUUGGAGUUUAUAUGA
Eremomyces bilateralis CBS 781.70 is the source of this 1272-nucleotide messenger RNA. RefSeq lists its product as uncharacterized. NCBI's taxonomy places the organism in Eukaryota, Fungi, Ascomycota, Dothideomycetes, Eremomycetales, Eremomycetaceae. The transcript has a single exon. The coding region runs from base 1 to 1272 and encodes 423 amino acids. The record is from RefSeq and is a predicted model, not a curated record.